AUUAGUAAUUAAUUCGUAUAAUUAAUGUUCCUUGACAGAUGCGGUCACAUACUACAAAUGCCGAUUCGAAUUUAGUAUGGCCAUUCUAUUAUACAAACUAACCCAUGAUACAAAGCUACGUCUUUCAGCUAGUUCACUCUCCCUCCCCUAUAUAUACAGUUUACACGAUUGCUCCGAUCCCUUCCUAGGGCUUAUAGAACAUGGAGACUACAGUCUCCAUGGCCUAGAAUCAUCUGUCACACGUCGCCAUUUUGAAUGUAGUAAAGCAUUAUUUGUCCAAAGCGCUUCAGCUUCCUGAUUACUGCUACUUCGCUUGACGAAUUGGUUGCUUUACUAGUAAUUAUUGGAAUUUCAAUCGGAAUCAAAAAAGAUUUUCAUUGGAUUUAGUGAAUGACCAUGGCUUACAGGGAUCGUGAUCGCGAUGGCGACAGAAGAGGAGGUUUAGGAUUAGGCUUAGGAGGUAAUCGCGGAGGACUCGGAAGUGGCAGUGCUAAUCGUAGUUUUCCUGGAAGAUAUGGCGGAGGCGGUGGGGGAGGCAACAGAUUUAGCAGUGGACCAAGCGGUGGAAGAGACAUGGGAAUGGGAUUCGGUAAUAGUUCAUUCAAAAAUCGUCAACCAGGCGAACGAUUGCGAAAACCAAGAUGGGAUAUGAGUUCACUUCCACCAUUUAGAAAAGAUUUUUAUCGGCCACACCCAAAUGUUUGUGGUCGUAGUCCUCAUGUUGUUGAAGCAUACAGAUCUGAUAAAGAAAUUACAGUUAAAGGUACUAAUGUCCCUUCUCCAAAUAUUUACUUCGAGGAAGGUGGAUUCCCAGACUAUGUCAUGUCUGAAAUACAUAGACAAGGUUUUGGGGAACCAACGGCCAUACAAGCUCAAGGCUGGCCAAUAGCUUUGUCAGGUCGUGAUAUGGUGGGAAUUGCUCAAACAGGCUCUGGAAAAACAUUGGCAUAUAUUCUUCCUGCGAUAGUUCACAUCAACAAUCAACCAAGAUUGAAUCGUGGUGAUGGCCCUAUAGCUUUGAUCCUAGCUCCUACAAGAGAAUUAGCUCAACAAAUUCAACACGUAGCAUCAGACUUUGGUGUGUCGUCGCAAGUAAGAAAUACAUGCAUUUUUGGAGGAGCACCAAAAGGACCACAAGCCCGUGAUUUGGAAAGAGGCGUUGAAAUAUGUAUAGCUACCCCUGGUCGCCUUAUAGAUUUUCUAGAGCGAGGAACGACAAAUCUUCGAAGGUGUACUUACUUAGUAUUAGAUGAGGCUGACCGUAUGUUAGAUAUGGGCUUUGAACCACAAAUUAGGAAAAUUGUUGAACAAAUUAGGCCUGACAGACAAACGCUCAUGUGGUCAGCAACAUGGCCUAAGGAAGUUCGUAAUUUGGCUGAGGAGUUUUUAACUGAUUACAUACAAAUUAACAUUGGUUCAUUGACGCUGGCCGCUAAUCAUAACAUUCUACAAAUUGUGGAUGUAUGCGAAGAGUUUGAGAAAGAAAAUAAGCUGAUGAAACUUCUAGAAGAGAUCUCUCGUGAACCAGAAAAUAAAACAAUGAUUUUUGUUGAAACAAAAAGGAAAGUAGAUGAAAUCACUAGAGCCAUUAAUAGAUAUGGAUACCAUGCUAUUGGAAUUCAUGGAGACAAGAGUCAACAAGAACGAGACUACGUUUUGAGUCAAUUCCGAAACAGCAGAUCAGCGAUAUUGGUUGCGACAGAUGUAGCUGCCCGAGGUUUAGAUGUUGAAGAUGUGAAGUUUGUGAUAAAUUUGGAUUACCCAUCAAAUUCCGAAGAUUAUGUACAUCGAAUUGGGCGUACGGGGCGUUCGCAACGGACUGGAACAGCUUAUGCAUUUUUCACUCCAGCAAACGCUCACAAAGCCAACGAUUUGAUUGAAGUUCUUGAGGAAGCCAAACAGGUUGUUAAUCCAAAACUUUACGAAUUAUGCAGAACACCAGGAUUAUAUAAAAGAGGACGGUACGGUAAUCGUAGUGGAGGUCCAAUGAGGAAUAGUAGCCUUAGUAACAAUCGAAUGGGUAGCUUCCGUGGAUUGCGCGGCAAUCGUGAUGAUCGUCGAGGAAAUGGAAUUGGAGGACGAUUUAAUGAUCGCAAUAAUGAUCGUGGAGCUAGCAAAUGGACAGGCAAUUCUGGAGGUGGUUUAGGCCAAAACUACGGAAACAAUCAAAAUCAAGGCUUCGGUAAUAAAAGUUUCGGUCAAAAUAACUUUGGCGGAUUAGGCUCUCUUCUCAACAGCAACAAUACCUACGGUCAAAAUGGGAAUAUGUACGGUGGCAAUUCUGGUUUCAAUAGACCACAGAAUAAAUAUUGAAUUUUGUUAUAUUGAACGAUUGGUAACGUCUGCUGAAUCUAUUGAAGAUUACUUGUGCAAAAAGUUAGGUAAGAAGUAUUGAAAUCUUUCUCAAUAGGUUUCGGAAAAAAUCAUCUUUUUUAACGUAAAAAUAAUCUGUUAACUUUUUUUAAAAUCUUGUAUUUCAAAAUAGAAAGAAUAUUCUGACUGCUGAUUUUUACUUUUCUUUAAUAAUGUCAUGUAAUACAUUAGUUAAAGCUUAAUGUAGAUAGCUGACAGCUAGAUGAUAUUUGUUUAAACAGCAUUCGUAUUUUGACGAUAGCUAGAUGAUAAACUUGUAUUCUUAUUCAAGGCAUUAAUAAAUGAAAACAUGUCUUUUGAUAGAUAAAAGUUAUACAUUUAUUUCAUUAUUUUUCUUCAUAAAAUUAUUAAACAAAACAUGAGACAUAACAUCGUUAUUGUUUUUCAUAAGUUUUACAAGUUCAACGUACGUUGUAUGAUAAUAAUAAUUUCAAAUCAAUUCAUAUGCUAUAAUUGAAUUUAUGAUUAAUCAAAAUAUUAAUUAUAUUGAUUGUAUUAAUAACAUUAAUUAACUGUUAAUUAUCAAAAUAAAAUUUACUUAAAAUUCCCACUAAUGAUUUGCCAUAAUACUUAAUAAUUAAUUGAUUGUUAUAAAUUUUGAUAAGAUUAUCAACAUUUUUACUGCUCUUUUUAUUAAAGUUCUUCACAUCUUGUGCAAAAAAAUUUUCUGAUCUUUUCUGAUCUUUUCUGAAAGUAUAAGAAAAUUCAAAAUUUCACGCUCUCUUUUAGCAUCACCAAACAAUGCUGAGGCUGCAUGUCGGCGACUGAUCAAUUUUUUAAAGAUAAAAGUAAAAAUAUAAAAAUAGGAGGGGGAGAUUUCGUUUGAACGUCGUUUCAAUUUUUUGAGCGUGAUCCAAUUCAUUCCUCAAGUCUCUAAUAGUAGUGAAUUACGUUUCGCUACUCCAACAGCAUACGUUAAUCGUCGCUUUUGUU
Molecule: messenger RNA, 3306 nt
Organism: Phymastichus coffea
Lineage: Eukaryota; Metazoa; Arthropoda; Insecta; Hymenoptera; Eulophidae
Exons: 8
Coding region: 391-2313 (640 amino acids)
Cellular component (GO): ribonucleoprotein complex; nucleus; cytoplasm
Molecular function (GO): RNA helicase activity; RNA binding; ATP binding
Source: RefSeq, a predicted model, not a curated record